This is a messenger RNA of Dentiscutata erythropus, 1989 nucleotides long. NCBI's taxonomy places the organism in Eukaryota, Fungi, Glomeromycota, Glomeromycetes, Diversisporales, Gigasporaceae. The record is from the annotation of a GenBank genome assembly.
AUGACUCAAUUAAAUAAUAUUGCUAACUCUCAAUAUGCGAAAGAGGCAUCGAACUAUAUUAAAAUUUUAAAUGAAUUGCGUCGCGUUGGCGCUCAUUUUGCUGUCAAUCUUCCCACAAUCGUUUUUUGUGGAAAUCAAUCUGCAGGCAAAAGUAGCUUGCUUGAGGCGAUUUCAGGUGUUAAGUUACCUAAAUCUGAUGGAACCUGUACUCGUUGCGUGAUGGAACUCCGACUAAUCGAAUCUCCUGAAGCAUGGUCGUGUCAAGUUUCUCUCCGUAAAGAAUAUGAUAAAGAUGAAAAACGCCUUCCUAGUCCAAUUGAAACUAAAUUUGGUAGCCCGAUCAACGAUCCAGAUAAAGUGGAACUAAUGGCACGUCGUGCUCAAAAAGCGUUAUUAAACCCUACAACAGAAAGCAAUGAAUAUAUUAAUUGGGAUUUCAACGAUGAUGAUGAUUCUCAAUUAAACGGUCUUAAGUUCACGAAAAAUAUUGUCUGCAUUGAAAUUAAAGGCUCUGAUGUGCCUAACUUAAGUUUAAUUGAUCUGCCUGGAAUUAUUCGACAUACUGAGAAAGUUGAAGAUAGAAAAUUUAUCCCAUUGAUCGAAGAACUUGCAAAGGAAUAUAUUAAAAAUGAAAAAUCUAUUAUAAUUGCAACGAUCUCAUGCAAGGACGAAAUAGACAACCAAGCAAUCAUUACUCUUGCAAAAGAAGCAGAUCCUUCAGGAGUUCGAACUUUGGGUGUUCUUACAAAACCUGACAUGAUUGAAAAGGGAACACAUGAUAUCUGGUUAAAGAUUAUGGGAGGUGAAGCUCAUCAACUUGAACUCGGGUAUUAUGUUGUAAAGAAUCCAACCAAAGUACAGCGUGCGGAAAAUAUUACAUUCGAAGAAGCUAGAUUAGUUGAGAAUGAGUUUUUCGAACAAGAAGAGCCAUGGAAUAGUUUUUAUCUUCGAGAAAGGAUAGGGGUUAAAAACUUGCAAAAUAAAUUAUCUGAAUUAUUAAUCAAAUCUAUUAAAAGAGGUCUUCCAGGCAUUCGAAAAGAUGUUGAAGAAAAGUUAGACGAGAUUAUCAAGGAAAAAACUACUUGUUUAAAUGAUCAAACUGAAUUAUGGAAAUCUCUCAAUAAUCAAUUUGUACAAUUCAAAGAAGAAUUUUAUGCUUUACAUCCAAUUUUCUUAAUUGGUUGCAAUGUCAACGGUUAUAAGCAAAAAACUUCGGACGCGAAGUUUGAUAUGCUUGAAGAUUUUAUCGAAGACCGUAAAAGUAAUACAAGUACAGGUAAAUUGCAACAAAUAACGGAAGCCCAAGUCACUGAAAUAAUUAGGAAUGCUCGUGGAAGAUUACUUCCUGGUUCAAUUCCUUAUUCAGCUGCACAGACUAUGAUUCAAGAAAUUCAGGUAAAAUGGAAAAAACCUGCUAUAAAUUGUUUAAAUGCUGUUUAUGAGAUUAUGAUAAAAUCAGUGAAUGAGGUUGUGGAAAAUAUCUUUUCAAGAUUUCCUGGUUUGGUUGGACGCAUGGAAUAUAAGGCACGAACUUGGCUAGAAGAAUGUAAAAAACAGUCAACUGAUCAUAUCAAUUUUAUGUGUAAAAUGGAGCGAACAACUUAUCCAUUUACACUUGAUAAGCAAAUGAUGACAGACUUAAAAACGAAAUAUUUAAACUCUCUUCAUGAAGCAGUAAAGAAUGAUAAUCGAGAUCCAACCGACACUUUAGAAGUCGUGGCAUUAGUUAUGGCAUACUUAAAAAUUGCAAUUAAACGUUACACUGACGUUGUUUCUAUAACAAUAAUUCACACUUUUAUUGAUGAGUUUAGUGAACGCUUUGAAGAAAAAUUAAUGGAAAUCUUUAUUAAUGACAAAGAUGGGUCAAUUGAUGAGUUAAUCAAGGAAGAUGAUAAUACCAAGUAUCAAAGAGAGAAAUUGUUAAAUCGUGAAAAGCUUUUAAGAGAGGUGUUGGAUAAGCUUGUUAAUUUCGGUGUCUAUUAUAAGUAA